Molecule: messenger RNA, 774 nt
Organism: Hibiscus syriacus
Lineage: Eukaryota; Viridiplantae; Streptophyta; Magnoliopsida; Malvales; Malvaceae
Product: nicotinamidase 2-like
Exons: 1
Coding region: 24-641 (205 amino acids)
Source: RefSeq, a predicted model, not a curated record
UAUUUCUCAGGAAUCUAAAAUCAAUGGCGUCGUCCCCAUCGAAAUGCUCCUCAUACAAGAAAUAUGAAAUCAGAAAGCGAGACCCAAACCCUGAAGCCGCCGCUUUAUUAGUGAUCGACCUGCAAAAUUAUUUUUACUCCGUGGCAAAACCUAUUCUUCCCAACGUCAUCACCACCAUCAACCUCUGCCGACAAGCUUCGAUCCCCGUUUUCUUCACUCGCCACAACCACAAGUCCCCCGCCGACUACGGCAUGCUGGGGGAGUGGUGGAACAACGACCUCAUACUCGACGGAACCUUGGAUGCCGAGCUGAUCCCGGAGAUCGAACGGCUGUCUAAACCCGACGAGGUGGUCGAGAAACACACGUACAGCGCGUUCGAGGACACGAGAUUGCAGGGGUUGUUGUCGGAGAAAGGGGUGGAGGAGGUCAUAAUCACGGGGGUCAUGACGAACAUGUGCUGCGAGACGACGGCGCGUGCGGCGUUCGUGAAAGGGUACAGGGUGUUUUUCUCGACGGAUGCGACGGCGACGUCGGACCCGGAGCUGCAUGAUGCUACUUUGAAGAAUAUGGCCAACGCGAUUGCGUACCUCGUCGACUGUGAGAGGCUUCAACAGGGGAUUUCUGGGAAUGGGAUGAAGUAGUUUUCGUUUCCUGUGGCGAAGAAAUUACAGAUUAAUUACUAGUAGCAAUUAUCGGUUUCAUCGCCAGUUUUGUAAAUCGUCUACAUUCUACUGGGUCUGUCGUAUGUGUAUGUGAUUGUGUGGUCUAUAAUAA